This is a messenger RNA of Erythranthe guttata (spotted monkey flower), 1923 nucleotides long. RefSeq names its product putative membrane protein At3g27390. The record is from RefSeq and is a predicted model, not a curated record. NCBI's taxonomy places the organism in Eukaryota, Viridiplantae, Streptophyta, Magnoliopsida, Lamiales, Phrymaceae.
AUGGCUAGUAGCUUGAAAGAUUGGGUCAAAGCAUUCUAUGUGGUUUUUGCAUUUUGCUCCGUCCUCUGUUUUGGCGCCAUUAAAAGUUUGCUAGUUGGUCCUAUUGCUGCUCUGAUACUGAGUUUAGGGAAUUUAGGGGUUAUUUUUGGCCUUUUCCCUGCACAUGUUGCCUGGACAGUUUUUACCCUUAUCAAAACAAACAGGUUUGAUGCACCUCUAAAAGUUGCAAUAUUGCUAGGAUUGCCUGCCCUUUUCGCCCUCUGGUUAGCUCUUAGCAUAGCUAUUAGUGGUCUUGUUGCAAUUGGAUAUGGUUUCUUCACUCCUUGGGUUUCUUCUUUCGAAGCCUUCCGACUCGAACACGAAUCCAAAUUCUUACAUUGCAUCGUGGAUGGGACAUGGGGGACAAUCAAGGGUAGUUGUACCGUCGUUCGUGAUUUUGCCGACUUAUGUUAUCAUUCGUAUCCGCUCUAUUUAAAGGAGCUUCGCGAAAAUCCCACUUCUAACGAGCUUCAACCUCUUAGGUUUAUUCAUGUGCCUGCAUGCAUAAUCGUCGGCAUUAUAGGCCUAGUUGUCGAAAUUCCUCUAUACGCAGCUAUUGCAAUAGUAAAGAGUCCGUAUAUGUUGUUCAAAGGGUGGCAUAGGCUAUUGCACGAUUUGAUCAGCAGAGAAGGCCCGUUUUUAGAAACCGCUUGCAUUCCGAUUGCUGGUUUGACAAUAAUUAUGUGGCCUCUUAUUGUCGUGGGAAGCAUCUUAAUGGCUAUUUUUACGAGCUUUUUCAUUGGAUUAUAUGGUUCGAUAAUCGUAUAUCAGGAAAGAUCCUUCCGGAGAGGUAUAGCUUAUGUGAUUGCUAUGGUGGCAGAAUUCGACGAGUAUACUAAUGAUUGGCUUUAUCUUCGAGAGGGCACAAUCUUCCCAAAACCAAAAUACAGAAAGAAGCGGCAAUCAAAUUCUGAGCCCUCGGUUGGGAAAAAUCAAUCUUUACACGACAAAUUCAAUUCUGUUUUCACCGAAUCUCCUGCGAUGCUUGUUCCUAGCCUAACAGCAUCGAGGUCUGUUAGGGAAGUUAUAAAAGAGGUCAAAAUGGUGCAGAUAUGGGGGAGCAUGAUGAAGGCGUGCGAAGUGAGAGGAACGGAGUUACUCGAAUCGGGAGUGAUAACACCAGUGGACCUCUCUGAUUGGCUGAAAGCAAAGCAUGCGAACGAUGCAACCAUUGUUGAUGUAGGGUUGCCCUGUUUCUCAUUUUUGCACACUCUUCUCGACUCCAUUAAAGCUGGAUCGAACGGUUUGAUGCUAUUGGACGGUACGGAGGUCAACCAUUUGAACAGACCGCAGGAUAGACUGUUGGACUGGUUUUUCCACCCCGUGAUGGUACUCAAAGACCAGAUUCGAGUUCUCGGGUUGGAAGAAGGUGAGGUAAGGUAUCUCGAGAAGAUGCUGCUUUUUGGAGGUAAUAAGGCGCGUGGCAAUACUUGGGAAAACAGGAGUUUUCCGUUGGAUCCUCUUCGAGCUGCUCAAAUUGAAGGCAUCAGUCGAAGAAUGAUGGGAAUGAAUAGAAGUAUAUCGAAGUUUCCGACUUAUAGAAGGAGAUAUCGGCAAGUAGUGAAGGAUCUGAUUCAUUCUAUAGGCAAAGACGGUGUUACUACCAAAUCGUUAGCAAAGGAGGGUUCGACGAGAUCAACUAAUUCUUCUUCUGCAACAAAGGAAAGUUUCACUAGAUCGAUUUCUUCGAGAUCUAUUGCUUCGAUCGAGAUAGUUUAAGUGAAAGGUUUCAGUUCUUUUUGUACAUUUAGUUUGCAGAAAUUCUCACUCUAGAAAAGCUUGCACAGUUUCUUUUUAUUUUUUUAUUUUUGGAUUGUAAAUAAUAUUGAAUUAGAAGUAUUUGUGAAAUGUGAUGAUUACUAAAGCUGAAUUCCGUUGUUUAUU